AGCUUUAAGUUUCUCAUGCACCAUUUGUGAGGGAAGCCAUGAAUAUGAGUUGCAGAAGGGUAAUGUUUUUGUUAGUUCUUGCGUUUGCUCUUGGAAGCAAAGGGUAUUCACAGCCUCUUGUUCCUGCCAUCAUCACUUUUGGUGAUUCUUCUGUUGAUGUUGGUAACAACAACUAUAUUCCAACUCUUUUCAAGGCUAAUUAUCCUCCUUAUGGAAAAGACUUCAUCAAUCAUCAACCAACUGGAAGGUUUUGUAAUGGAAAAUUAGUCACUGACAUCACUGCUGAUACUCUACAAUUUACAAGUUAUGCACCAGCAUAUCUCAGUCCACAGGCUUCAGGGAAGAACCUUCUUAUUGGAGCCAAUUUUGCUUCAGCUGGAGGUGGUUAUGAUGACCAAACUUCCACCUUAAACCAUGCAAUCCCGUUGUCUCAGCAGUUGCAGUACUAUAAGGAGUAUCAGUCAAAGCUAGCACAGGUAGCUGGAAGCACAAAAUCAGCUUCCAUCAUAAAGGAUGCAAUAUAUGUUUUGGGUGCAGGGAGUGGAGAUUUUCUUCAGAACUAUUAUGUCAAUCCUUUGCUUAACAAAGUCUAUACUCCUGACCAAUACAGCUCAAUCCUUGUCGGCAUAUUCUCAAGUUUUAUUAAGACCAUGUAUGGCUUAGGUGCAAGGAAAUUUGGAGUUACUUCACUGCCACCACUGGGUUGUCUUCCUCUAGCAAGAACUUUAUUUGGGUUUCAUGGGAAGGGGUGUGUGUCUAACAUCAACACAGAUGCCCAACAAUUUAACAAGAAGCUCAACUCUUCGGCAGCAAGUCUCCAAAAGCAACUUCCUGAUCUAAGACUUGUGAUCUUUGAUAUUUUUCAGCCACUCAAUGAUCUUGUCAAAAAUCCUUCUUCUCAAGGUUUUGUGGAAGCAACAAGAGGUUGCUGCGGAACAGGAACCGUAGAGACAACAGUAUUUUUGUGCAAUCCAAAUUCACCAGGAACAUGUUCCAAUGCCUCACAGUAUGUGUUUUGGGACAGUGUUCAUCCAUCUCAGGCUGCUAAUCAGAUUCUUGCUGAUGCAUUGGUUCUUGCAGGGUUUGCUCUCAUUUGAAGAGCAUACCAAGUCCCAAAUUAAAAUUAAUGUUAUAUUUUAUCUACUAGUUGAUAAUUCAUCAAUUAAGAUGUCUUAAGUGUAUUACCAUUUGAUGGCUGUCUGAAGGCUAAAAACCAAAAGCUUGUUGUAUUAAUUAUGUUGACGAGGAAAAACUUUAUUCAGUUUGCCUUAA
This is a messenger RNA of Mangifera indica (mango), 1272 nucleotides long. RefSeq names its product GDSL esterase/lipase APG-like. The transcript has 5 exons. The record is from RefSeq and is a predicted model, not a curated record. Gene Ontology annotation, molecular function: hydrolase activity, acting on ester bonds. The coding region runs from base 39 to 1097 and encodes 352 amino acids. Lineage: Eukaryota; Viridiplantae; Streptophyta; Magnoliopsida; Sapindales; Anacardiaceae. Gene Ontology annotation, cellular component: apoplast.